GGUCUGAAGUUGGGUGCGAGGUCGGUCUGUUCGUAGCGUGUGAAUGUGUAAGCCGAGACGUGCACAUCAAUCAGUAUUCCAAACGGAGUUUGAUUUAUUGAUGUGCGUUUUCGUUCGUCGAGGGGAGAUUACCACGAUAUCGUUAAUUCCGAAUUUAAAACACUACUGUAUGCUUGUCGGUCGAUCGGCGUGAAACAUGUCCGUUGAUGCAAGAUGAGGUUAACGUUUCAGAUUGUCGUUUUGACCUGCCUUUCCUCGAGCUUUGUCAAAUGCUCGGCCGUUUCCGAAGCGAAUAAGACGGCAACGAGCGAUUACAGAUUCAAUGGGCCCCUGGUAUUGUGCAAUUUUUUGCCCAAGGAAUUCAUCGAGUGUGCUGAACCCAUUGAUCACAAGGGGAACAAAACUGCCAAGGAAGAGCUUGGGUACGGCUGUGUAAAGUUCGGUGGUUCUCGUUACGAGGAUGUGGAACGGACCAAAGUAACUUGCGAGGUUUUGCCAGAGAUCGAAUGUCACGGAGUCAGAACGUUUUUCCGAGGAGGGGUCCCGUGUAUUAAAUAUAGCGGACAUUAUUUUACUACCACGUUGCUCUAUAGCAUUCUGUUAGGCUUCGUUGGUGUCGAUAGAUUUUGCUUAGGACAAACGGGAACUGCCGUCGGUAAGCUUUUGACUUUGGGCGGUGUUGGCGUUUGGUGGAUCGUUGACGUUAUUUUAUUGGUGACCAAUUCUCUGCAGCCUGAAGACGGUAGCAAUUGGAAUCCUUAUGUCUGAUGAUAGUAAAUAGACCCAAAUAUUGUGUUUAACUACCAAGUAUUGACUAAUUCUGCACUUAGAUAAAUAUAUAUACAUACAUGUAUAUGUAUGUACAAAAACAAUUCGUGUUAGAACUCAAAUAGUACAUAGAUAUAUCUAUGCUGAAAAAACUACUGAUUUUUAUCUGUGCUUGAACUAUGGAAUCUGGUUGUAGAAACAAGUUCCAUGUUGUGUCAAAUUUUACUUGAUACAAAUAAUAGUGUUUCAACUUUAAAUAAUCUAAGUGUGGAAAUCCCAAUUACCGUGCCAUCAUCAUGUGCAAAUAUAAUACAAACGGUUUCCAGUAUCCGUUUAAUCUUG
Molecule: messenger RNA, 1110 nt
Organism: Neodiprion fabricii
Lineage: Eukaryota; Metazoa; Arthropoda; Insecta; Hymenoptera; Diprionidae
Gene: amrt
Product: TM2 domain-containing protein CG11103
Exons: 3
Coding region: 214-768 (184 amino acids)
Source: RefSeq, a predicted model, not a curated record